Messenger RNA from Triticum aestivum (bread wheat), 1264 nucleotides. RefSeq lists its product as uncharacterized. The record is from RefSeq and is a predicted model, not a curated record. Lineage: Eukaryota; Viridiplantae; Streptophyta; Magnoliopsida; Poales; Poaceae. Bases 139 to 864 code for a protein of 241 amino acids. The transcript is spliced from 2 exons.
GGAAAACAAUGGGCGCUGACGCUGGACUCGCCGGAACUGAUUCCUUAUGUUUGUAGCCGGCGGACCGGCUGAAGUUUCGGCCGGUCACGCGCGGAUCGUUAGAUGUUUUUAGCGAUCUAAGCGCAUGUUUAGCCACACAUGGGGAACAAAUGCGAGGCUGUUGGGGCCCGCGCACCGCCCGCGACACGCGUGGCUUCUGGCCUUUUCUUAUUCCUUCGUUGCUCAUCUCCUUCCUUAUCCAGUCGCGUCUUCCUCCCCAUCCACUCGCAUCCCGGGCGCGCUCGUCGCCAUAGCUGCCGGCAACUCGAUGCUCCUCGUUUUGAAUCGUGCGUGGAUCACCGGCGCCGGAUUCACCCCUCUCCAUGGCCGCCCACAGCCAGGGGCGCGCUCGUCGCCUUGUCCGCCGGCAACUGGAAGAGCGCCCUCUCCAUGGCAACCACAGCCAGGGCUUCGUUAGUUCACCAUGACCAAGCUGCAAUCGGCCACGGCGGCGACGAGUCUGUGCUGGAGCCGGAGGGUUGCUGGAACCAGUGUCCCGAUUUGCUGGAACCAGCUCGUGGAUGUGCUGCAAGGUUGACACCUCGCCGGAGGAAGCUGCAUCCAGUGGCGAGGAGGGCUGCAUCCAACGUCGUUCAAACGCCGGAGCUACAACCGGUGACCAGGGGAGCUGCAAGAAGGGGGUGGCCAUUUUUGCUGAUGUUUUUUUUUCCUUUUUACAGAACCAAAUUUUUGUUUUUGCUGGAACCGAUGUAUUGUUUUGCUGGAACAGAUGUAAUUUUUUGCUUCGUCGGCUGCAGAGCUCUCAAAUGUUUCAUGUCGUUUUUGCUGGAACCUAAGUUUGGUUUUGCUGGAAGCGUUAUUUGAUUUUGCUUCAAUCAACCACUAGAAUUUUGUAGGUACGAUGCAUGUCGAUGGAGGCCAGUAGAGACGACGACGCCUGCGGCGAGCUCGACAGCGAGGACGGAGGGGGGUGGUGCACCAGAUGCUGCAACCACGGGGGCGGGGAGCUUCAACCACUGCCGACGGAGGCUCCGUGUCAGCCAUGGCCAAGUUUGGCGGGGGAUCCGACCACGACGGAAGCUGCGAACGAGUGAUAUGGUUGGGAGCAGUGACGCGCGCGCGAAGGAGGCAACCUACGGCGAGGGCAGCAACCGGUGGCGAGGGCGGUGACCGGCGCCGGGGGGCGGCCAAGCCGGGUGGUGCUUCGAGUCGGGGGCCUCGCUCAUCCAUGCGGCUAGAUGCGUACACGGAGGAAGGAAGAAGA